CCCAUCUGAUCGGAGCGCGGGCAGCGGCGGGCGCCCACACCUCCGAGUUUCCUGGCGGUGGACAGUGUGGGGUCUCCAGCUCCGGCCCGUCCGCCCCGCGCGCAGCCCGAGUCCUGCAGACCCAAGUGCCAGGGUUGGAGGACUGAGUUCCCGGACUCCGCAGCACAGUUCCCGGCGGCUGCUUCCAGAGAUGCCUGGAAGGAGGGCUCGUAAGAGCGCUCAGCAGAGCCCGACGCGGGCCCCGGCAGAUCCUGAAGUUGAGUGUGCCAUUCAGUUCAGGAGAAUUGGAGACAAACUGAAUUUCCGGCAGAAACUUCUGAAUUUGAUAUCCAAACUCUUCCGCUCGGGAACCUGACUUUAGAAGCUUUCGAAUGAAGAGACUCCUUUCAAUCGGAAGAUUCCCCAGUAAGUGCAAAUUUCAUCAAUUAGAGGAGAGACUGCCUUGUAUUGGAGAUGAACAACGUGAAAGAGCUCUCACUUGCUUUCAGAUGCCCUCGGAAACGAAGAUGGAUACAUCAAAAAUGAAUUGUUGUUGGAGGUUUUCCAGAAGUCAUCGUUUGGGAUGUGAGAACAUUAAAAAAACACUUUGUUUAUUUUAAAACAAGAAUGGAAGAGCUUUGAAAAUAGGAAAUUAAUUAUUUAUACAUUUUGGUUUUGCUUAGAGACUUGUUCUAGUAUUUUUGCUAAAGGUUGCUGCCCAGUGUAUGAGGAGUUGACAAAUGAUUAGACUAUGGGCAGGGGCCAAGAAACAGAACAUGUUCAAUGUUUGUUUCUACUUUUGGAUGACAACUCCAGAACAAUGUAUUAUCUUUGGUUUAUAUAUAUUACCUUGUUAAAAGUAAAAUUUUUUUCUGAGAACACUGAAUGUCAUAGUGAAUGUUGAUUUCAUAGGUCACUACAAAAUAUAAACUAAUUUGAUAGUUUCUUUUUACUCAAAAUGUAUGGCUUCUGUUCAGAUGAGAUUUUAUUAAAUGUGAUCCUAUGGGCCUUAACUGGGAAAUUAUAUGCUUUGAAAAAAUUUGAAGUGUUACUUGGUGCCAGUGGAAUUCUUGCAGGUUGAAUAUUAAAAGAUUAAGAAGCAUGGGGAUUUUUGCAUAACCGGGAAUAAUGAAAAAUAAGUGACAGACUUUUUUUUUACUGCUGUAAUUAUAACUUAGUAAAACAAAUAUUCUAACGUAACUGUUGGUAAGAAAAUAAAUGUGUUUCUAAAGAAGUUUCUAAAAUCUGUAAAAUGUCCCUUCUGAUACUAGUCAGCGUGCAUUGUAUAAGAGUGAUCUUUUAAGAGAAAUUAAGCAUGUUUUCAUAUUUGGGAUACAUAUAUAUAUUUUUAAAGGAACAGAUUGCUCAUCCAGAAUGAAAAUCCCAUUUAUAUACAUAUACAUAUAUCCAUCUGAAGAUAUAUAUAUAUAUAUAUAGAUAUAUAUAUAUAUAUGGCAUUAGAGUAAUAUGUAGUUUUUGAGAAAGGUUUCAUGAAUUCUAUUGUUUUUUUGGCCAGGCUAUCAACAAAGUCCCCAGAUAUAUAAAAAAAGAAAUAAUACUGUCAUGAUUGAAUUUUAGCAGGAAUAAUCUUAUUUAUUUUACCUAUUUAUAAUUAAACUAUUUUUUGUCUAGUCUGAAACUGUAUAUUAAAGUUGCAUUUUGGGGUUUUGUGACAAGGGUUUCAUAACUACUUGAACUCUUACAGUAAGAAUGUUUUAAUAUAGGCUGUAGUCACUUUAGAUGAAAAAUUACCUCAGCAUCUGUUUUUCUUCAGUAUUACUUAAGCUGUUAGUUUAUUUAGUUGCAAAGAUUUUUUUUGGGGGGGGGGUCUGCCUAGUGGCAAGUAUUUUGCCAUGUGGAUAUUUAUGGUCUGUAACUGUAUUUAUACAUAUAUAUAUAUACAUAUACAUAUAAAAUUUGAUACUGUAGCUGUAAACUAUUAAA
Molecule: messenger RNA, 1923 nt
Organism: Balaenoptera musculus (blue whale)
Lineage: Eukaryota; Metazoa; Chordata; Mammalia; Artiodactyla; Balaenopteridae
Gene: PMAIP1
Product: phorbol-12-myristate-13-acetate-induced protein 1
Exons: 2
Coding region: 191-355 (54 amino acids)
Biological process (GO): DNA damage response; release of cytochrome c from mitochondria; apoptotic process
Cellular component (GO): mitochondrion
Source: RefSeq, a predicted model, not a curated record